CCUCAACCACAAAUCCUUUUCCUCAGUUGCUCCCUCUCAUCUCAUAACACCAACACCACCCGUUCUCACCAACAUUCAAAAUGCCCACCACCCAAAAAUCCCUCCCCUUCACCACCCUCGACGUCUUCACCACCACCCCCUACAGCGGCAACCCCCUCGCCAUCGUCUCCCUCCCUUCCCCCUGCCCCCUCACACAAGCCCAAAAACAACUCAUAGCCAAAGAAUUCAACCUCUCCGAAACCGUCUUCCUGCACCCCAGCCCUGACUCCAGCGCCACGGUCCCAGAAUGGGAGAUCGAUAUCUUUACCACGGAUGAGGAGCUACCUUUCGCAGGCCACCCAACCGUCGGGACUGCUAGUUAUGUAUUAGGACUUGCCGGGAAGAAAAAGGGAGUCUUGAGGACGAAAGCUGGGAGGAUUCCCGUCGAGGUGGUGCAGGGGGUUGGGGUAAGGGCUGAAGUUCCGUUUGAUACUCAUUUGCAUGGGAAGACACUUUCAGGAGAGCAAAGAGGAUUGAGUAAGGAUGCUUCGAUUCGGAAAGCUGAGCUUGAAGCACCGUUGUUUUCGAUAGUGAAGGGGAUGACGUUCCAGCUCAUUCAACUCCCGUCUCUCGAACUGCUGGGGAAAGUCGAAAUGACAGGUCUCUCGCCCGAUUUUAAUGUGGUGUUGGAUGAGGAGUGGAAACCAAGUUUUGUGUCGAGGUAUUAUUAUGUUUUGCUUGACGAUGGGAAAGGAGAUGGGGAGGUGAGGAUUAGAAGUAGAAUGGUGGAGGCGAAGAUGGAGGAUCCGGCGACGGGGAGCGCGGCUUGUGCAUUGAGUGCGUAUUUGGCCGGGGAGUGGAGGAAGGGUAUGAAGUUUGAGAUUGUGCAGGGAGUGGAGAUGGGGAGGAGGAGUGAGAUUGGGGUUGAGGUUGAUGUUGAUGUUAAGGCUGAUGGGGGCAUUGGUGGGGUCAGGUUGAGUGGUUGUGCGGUUGCUGUUAUGGAGGGGAGUCUGAAGGUUUAAGAGUUAUAGCUAUGUCUUGCGUUACUUUCUUCUUUUUUUUAAAGAAAAAAAAGGGGCUUUGCUUCAUAUGAGAUCCUAAUCACGCUGUUCUAUUGGAAAGAAGACUCAGGUAGCUAGCAUCUUCAUUCAAUACCUAGGUAGUGACAGGUAAAAAGAGUUUCAAGUACAAGCCUAACGAGGGGCAUAAUCAAGAUAUAAAUAUGCUUAGCUAAAUCAACCUAUGAUCAAAG
Mollisia scopiformis is the source of this 1231-nucleotide messenger RNA. RefSeq names its product Diaminopimelate epimerase-like protein. Gene Ontology annotation, biological process: biosynthetic process. The record is from RefSeq and is a predicted model, not a curated record. Gene Ontology annotation, molecular function: isomerase activity. Bases 81 to 1001 code for a protein of 306 amino acids. The transcript has a single exon. NCBI's taxonomy places the organism in Eukaryota, Fungi, Ascomycota, Leotiomycetes, Helotiales, Mollisiaceae. Gene Ontology annotation, cellular component: cytoplasm.